Messenger RNA from Episyrphus balteatus (marmalade hoverfly), 419 nucleotides. RefSeq names its product 60S ribosomal protein L29 (gene RpL29). The record is from RefSeq and is a predicted model, not a curated record. Gene Ontology annotation, molecular function: structural constituent of ribosome. NCBI's taxonomy places the organism in Eukaryota, Metazoa, Arthropoda, Insecta, Diptera, Syrphidae. The transcript has 3 exons. Gene Ontology annotation, biological process: cytoplasmic translation. Bases 135 to 365 code for a protein of 76 amino acids. Gene Ontology annotation, cellular component: ribosome; cytosolic large ribosomal subunit.
AAACGCACCCUAAACAACAAUCGAUACUCGAAAAAGUCUCUAAUUUCAAAUUUGACAGUUCGUCAUUUUCGAAACUUUUCUUUCUUUCUCUUUCCGCUAAACUGUCAAAAACGAUUUUGAUAGAAUAACAAAAAAUGGCCAAGUCAAAGAAUCACACAAAUCACAACCAAAACCGCAAGGCUCACCGCAACGGUAUCAAAAGGCCAAUCCGUAAACGCCAUGAAUCUACCUUGGGUAUGGACCAAAAGUUCUUGACAAACCAAAAGUUCUCCCGCAAAGGCAACCUGUCUGGAGUAGAAUCCAAGAAACGUUGCGAAGAACGUAUUGCCUCCCGUGUCGGCAAACCAAAGCCAAUCAAGCUAUAAGUUAUACGUGUUAAAGAAAGCGAUGAAUAAAAAACCAUUUUUAUAGAAAAAAUA